Molecule: messenger RNA, 1543 nt
Organism: Daphnia carinata
Lineage: Eukaryota; Metazoa; Arthropoda; Branchiopoda; Diplostraca; Daphniidae
Gene: Cluap1
Product: clusterin-associated protein 1 homolog
Exons: 9
Coding region: 169-1437 (422 amino acids)
Biological process (GO): cilium assembly
Cellular component (GO): centrosome; intraciliary transport particle B; cilium
Source: RefSeq, a predicted model, not a curated record
UCUGUAGGAGGGUAUGAGUCUAGAUGUUUCUGUGUCAAUAUGAAUUUCAGUUGUUGGUUCCCUCAGUACAGUUGUCAUGGGUUGUCAUGGAGAUAUCAUUCUAUGCUUUCAAACAAAUCUGCCCAAGCUCGUUGUUGAUCUAUCUUAUAAACUAAAGAGAUUUCAGAGAUGUCAUACCGUGAAGUAACAGAUUUUAUCGACAAAAUGUGUUUAUUGGGCUAUCCCCGCUUAAUUUCGCGCGAAAAUUUUCGAUCGACUAAUUUCGAAUUGGUAGCAGAGAUAUUGAACUGGUUUUGUCAGAAGCUGGAUACGAACAAUGGAAUAAAUUUUCUUUUGGAAACUGAGCAAGAACGCGUUGUUUUCGUGAUAUCUGCAGUGAAAUUUCUGAAUACCAAGCUACAGAUAAAAUUAAAUCCCAAGCGACUUUACCAAGCGGAUAACAUAGCUGUAAGAGAACUUCUCAAUGUGGCAACUUUUUUCUACGAGGCGAUGCAGCUUGCCCGUAAUGGUGGCGAUGAUAACGAGCCAUCUCUUUAUGGAAUCAACAGUCAGCCCGAAGACGUUCGCGAAAUGCGCCAACUUGCAUCUGAAAUAACAUCAAAAGGCGCUUUGAUUCAUGACUUUUUAGGACAAGAAUUACGAAUGAAAUAUCAGCGAGAUCAAGUGCUACAGCAUACUUAUGAACUCGGGCAAAUUGAAUCUGCAUUGCAAACCAAGAUGAAAACAAUGGAGGUGCAUAUUGCCCAAAAGCAAGAAGCCAUAGAUAGUAUAUCUAACAACGAAGCAUCCCUGGACCAAAAAAUUGACAAAAAGAGUCAAGAACUUCAGCGCCUCCGCAAACGUUUGGAAACGAUGAAAAAUAUAAGGCCGCCUUUUAUGGACGAAUUCGAAAAACUAGAAGCAGAACUCAGACAAUGCUACGAAGAAUACGUCCGAAAAUUUCGUUGUCUUUCGUACCUUGAUGGUCAAUUGCAGGAACUUGAGAAAAAUGAGCAGCAGGAACUUGAAGAAAGACAGGCUGCUGCCCGGAAGAUGGCUGAACGUUUAAGACAAGAAGAAACUUUGCAGGCUCUUGAAGCUGCUGUAGGUGGCACGUGGGAAGGGGGAAAAGAUUUCGAUUUAUCUAGUGAAGGAUCGCUGGAGAGCCCAAGUGAUAAAGAACGGAAUAAAUCAGAUUCACGACCACGAAUUGGAAGUCGUCGAAUUGGUGUCAAGAACGAUAGUGAUCUUCUCAACAGUGACACGGAGGAUUCUGAUUUAGAGGCAGAAGAUCCACAUCUCGAAGAAGGUUCUUCUGAUUCAGACGUUACCAUAGACGAAUGGCAAAACGAAUCUCGAGCAUGGCAAGCCGGUCCGGGAAAUACCAACCGAUCGAUAACUAGGAGUGAACCACUAAUCAAACCGAUUCUUGCAAACGUAUCCGAAGAUGACUUUUAAACGAUGGUAGGAAACAGGCAACACAGCCAUUUCCGCUUUUACGAUACAUGGCUUUGAUACGGAAUUGAAUGACAACGCAAAUUAAUUUUAUUUUUUAGUUGACAGU